Molecule: messenger RNA, 765 nt
Organism: Didymosphaeria variabile
Lineage: Eukaryota; Fungi; Ascomycota; Dothideomycetes; Pleosporales; Didymosphaeriaceae
Gene: SPC25
Product: kinetochore-associated Ndc80 complex subunit spc25
Exons: 2
Coding region: 1-765 (254 amino acids)
Biological process (GO): chromosome segregation
Cellular component (GO): Ndc80 complex
Source: RefSeq, a predicted model, not a curated record
AUGACAACCUUCGAGCCCUCGCUCAGCGCCAGCAUGCGCGCUUCUUCGCAUGAUGCGCCAUCUAUGGCCGACCAACUACCUUCCAUCAAUUUCGGCUUCGAGGAACUACGCAGCCGCAUGAACCAAUUUACUGCGCGAUUCGACGAUUUCAUUGAGAAGGGCCGCAGACGUGUCUUAGAAGAGCGCAACCAGUUCCGCGUAAAUGUCGCAGAGAUCCAAGAGGACCAGCGCAUGAAGAAACGCGACAUCGAAAUCCUCUCUCUUAAACAAACCCAGCAUUCCCAGAACCUUGCCAAAGAGUCUGCAGAAACGUCCGAGAUGCACGCCGCGAUCACCACGCUCACCACGCAACGCGAUGAGCGCAUGACCCACCGUGACGCCCUGCGCGCCCAGAUUGCAGAAAUGCAAAAGUCUAUCUCCACACGCCGCGAAGCACAGCUCAAGCACCGCCGCUACCUUGAUGGCCAGAGCCGGUACAACGAGCCCGAGCUCGAAUUUUGGGAGAGCUACCUCGGCUUGAGGAUUGAGGGGUUGGGCAAGGAAGACAGCCUGAAAUUUGUCUAUACGAACGUUUGUGAGCGAGAAUGGGAGCGGGAAGCGUGGUUCGAGUUAGACACCAGUGAGCGAGAGUACAGGAUCGGGGAAGUGAGACCGAAGGUAGAGAGGGAAGAAACCGAUCGUGUCCUGGAGCGCCUGAACGAGACAAGAGAUCUUGCAGCUUUCCUGAAAGGUAUGCGAGAGCUGUUUGUGGAGGCGUUGAAGUAA